Acaulospora morrowiae is the source of this 495-nucleotide messenger RNA. The record is from the annotation of a GenBank genome assembly. Lineage: Eukaryota; Fungi; Glomeromycota; Glomeromycetes; Diversisporales; Acaulosporaceae.
AUGAGAGCACACUAUUAUAACGAGACGUACAACGAAGAUGAUGACAUAAUUCCCGAGUAUUCGAAAGAUUUAAGUUUUGCGCUAAAUCGUUUUACUAUCUUAGAGUACGAUCCAAAAUUUUAUGUGAUACCUGGGAUCGACGGGCCGCUUAACUUAACAUGUCAAUAUCACAUUAAAGUAGCCGUUGCAUCUUGGAUAAAUGCGGGGAUUAUUGCAUUUAGCUUUAUGGUUUAUUUUUUAUUUAUACCGGUAGGAAUACUAGUCCAUGAAGCGGGUGUAAGAAUCAGGGAAUCUAUUAGAAAUGAAUGGAUAUAUAGGAAGGAAUGUUUUGAAGCUUGGAAGUUGCAAAAAAAGUAUAGGGAGGAGAGAAAACGUAGAGAAAAUACAAUAAAUAAUGAGAGCGGAGUUGAUUGCGAAGAAAAUACCAUAAAAGAUAUAAGCAGGGUUAAUGGAGAAGUAAAAAAUGAAAUUCAUAUUAAUAUGAAUGAAAGUUAG